Molecule: messenger RNA, 579 nt
Organism: Aptenodytes forsteri (emperor penguin)
Lineage: Eukaryota; Metazoa; Chordata; Aves; Sphenisciformes; Spheniscidae
Gene: TSHB
Product: thyroid stimulating hormone beta
Exons: 3
Coding region: 91-495 (134 amino acids)
Biological process (GO): G protein-coupled receptor signaling pathway
Cellular component (GO): extracellular region; cytoplasm
Molecular function (GO): hormone activity
Source: RefSeq, a predicted model, not a curated record
CACACACAGAGCUUGUGCUGGGUCACUGCCUCUCCCAGCGCAAGGCAGAAUCAGGUUCCUGUAAUAGGGAAGAAUUCAGCUGACAAGAGCAUGAGUCCUUUCUUUGUGAUGUCUCUCCUCUUUGGCCUGACUUUCGAUCAAACAGCAUCACUUUGUGCUCCUUCUGAGUAUAUAAUCCAUGUGGAGAAAAGAGAAUGUGCCUACUGCCUGGCCAUCAACACCACCAUCUGCGCUGGAUUUUGCAUGACUCGGGACAGCAAUGGCAAGAAGCUGCUACUCAAAAGUGCUCUGUCCCAGAACGUGUGCACAUACAAAGAGAUGUUGUAUCAAACAGCACUGAUUCCGGGCUGUCCUCAUCACACCAUCCCUUAUUAUUCCUACCCUGUGGCUGUGAGCUGCAAGUGUGGUAAAUGCAACACUGAUUAUAGUGACUGUGUUCAUGAGAAGGUUAGGACAAACUAUUGCACUAAACCACAGAAGCUCUGUAACAUGUAAGCUUCCAACAGAAUGCGGUCGAAAUGUACCUCUCUGCUCACAACUAAACAGAAAUAAAAGUGUAUUUCAUAACAGGUUUGCAAA